This is a messenger RNA of Lactuca virosa, 321 nucleotides long. The record is from the annotation of a GenBank genome assembly. NCBI's taxonomy places the organism in Eukaryota, Viridiplantae, Streptophyta, Magnoliopsida, Asterales, Asteraceae.
AUGGUGUUGUUCGCAUGGCGGAUCGGUUCAUUUAGAGCUCUGAGUUCUUUGGGGGUUCGACGGAUGAAUGCAGCGUGUGUGGCUGCCAUUGUGGAGGGUGGUAAGCAGGCGGUGCGAGAGCAAGUGGCUUCCAGAAAGUUUAAUCCAAAGGAGGCAAGUGCAAUAGUGGAGCAGACACAAGCAAUUCAUGCCUCCGUGAAGGCCUUUAUGGAGAUAUAUUUUACUUCAUAUAUCUUUUUAGGUGAUAUGGAUUUGACAGGCCUCCGUCAACUAUGCUGCGAUCUCGACCUCGAGGAGAACCCAUUGGAAAGUAGCUCUUAG